AUGGGCCCAGCACUGCUUACCGCUCUCUCUCCUGGCCUGGUAAGAUGGAUGCUCAUCUUGUCUGUCACAAAGCUCCCCCUUGCUCGUGGUUUCACGGAAGAGACCCGAGCAACGGAGCAACGCGAGCCUUGUCACGAUUUCACGAGAGAGCUGCCGGGAUGCCAUGCGGGGGACAAUGGUAAGCUGGUGGCCUCUCGCCCAACCUCUCAGCAUGAUGAUGAGAUGAGAUCCACUGAUCUGAUCCACAACAGCAACCAGGAUGAAGCUGGAUGGAUGAUGGCCGGCCCGCUCCAUUGGCUCCCGCCGUACCCUCUCAGUUCAGUGGCCUUUAAAUUAAUCCCCGGCCAGUCAGUUGAGCGUCCAGGAAGGGUCCACCAGCUCAAUAGAGCGAAAGCUUUGCAGAGGUUCAUGACGCUACGCCGUAACUACCGGAACGAGGCAACCCAUCGACUCUCUUUGCCUGUGGGUGCCUGGAUACGCUGCUCGCUGCUAUACCGCCCUCUCACCUCCGCCGGUCGAACCAGCCGGGUUCAGCUGGCUGUGGGAUGCGCAUUGUUGGAGAGCGGCGAAUCAUGCUCAUUGUUUGAGGCUGGCCAAGGCUGGGCGGGGUUGUCCAAGAAGUGA
Clonostachys byssicola is the source of this 624-nucleotide messenger RNA. NCBI's taxonomy places the organism in Eukaryota, Fungi, Ascomycota, Sordariomycetes, Hypocreales, Bionectriaceae. The record is from the annotation of a GenBank genome assembly.